UAGUUCACUUUAAUAUUCAAAUCUCUUCGGGAUCUUUAAUUUUUUCGAAGACUUCAAGUUGUAAGGUCGUGGACUGUGACUAGAAAAAUAAUUCCAGCAAAAUUCCAUUGUCUUAAAAUCGGUCGCCAAAAUGUAUGCAACUAAUUACGAUGCUGAAAAUAAAUUGUGGACUGGAAACGAUUACACUCCACUCUUUCAUCCUAAAAUUUCACUCGGCCAAGUCUUCCAGCGGUUCAUGAAAGUAAACGGAUCGAACUUGGCUCAGAUCUGUGACGAUACAGGCGAACGGAUGGAUUACAAUGAGAUGUGGUUGAAAACUGUUCGGGCAGCGCAGAAUCUCCGAAAGCUUGGAUAUUCCAAAGGGGAUGUGUUUUCGUACUCGGUUAUGGAUCGUCACGUUGCUCCAGUUAUUUACGCAGCAUUCUGCUUGGGAUGUCCGGUGAACACCAUUAGUCCAUCUUUCGGGAAAUCGGACAUGAUUCACGUCUUGAGAAUUGCGAAGCCAAAGUUAAUGUUCUGUGACGUUGAGCGACACCACUUCGUGUCUGACUGUUUGUUGGAAGCCGAAUUAGAUGCCAAAAUCAUUACAUUUGGUGGGUCAACGAUGCAUUCUUAUCCCGUUGAAAAUUUAUUCGUUGGAACGGGAAUGGAGCACACCUUCUUACCUACUCCUGUUGAUGGAGCCAAAGACGUUGCAGCCUUAGUUUGUUCAUCCGGUACAACAGGACUAUGCAAAAUUGUGGCAUUAUCACAUAUGAACAUAGUCGAGGGUUGUGGUAAUAUCACCUCUCUCCAUGCUGGUGACAUCCAUUACUGUCCGGGUUUAUUCUAUUGGAUAUCCGGGCUGUACAUUUUCGUAUUAGGUGUCAUUCAUGGAGCAACAGGUGUAGUUACCAAAAAACCAUUUUCAACUGACCUGCAGAUUCGUUUGGUCCAGAAGCACAGAAUUAGCUUUCUGAUGAACUCGCCGCACCAUUUAGUUAUGACGUUGAAAAAUGAAGCCAUCAAAACUGCAGAUUUGUCGAGUAUAAAAUGUUACUUCGUUGGCGGAAAUCGUAUGCCUUUGGGAGCACCUGCCGAAAUCAAUAAACUCUUGUCGAAUGGAAAAUUAGUCACGGCCUAUGGUCAGACAGAAUUGUCGCUUCUGGUUAGCGGAACAUUUGAAAGGAUUGUCGAAGAAGAUCACGUCGGCCAACUAGCCAAGGGUGUUACUGUUAAGAUUGUCGACGACGUGGGUGCUCGAUGUGGAGUAGGGAUUGAUGGUGAAAUUUGUGUCAAAACCUGUCACCCAUUUUUGUACUACUACGGUAAUGAAGAGGCGACCACAAAUGCGUUCGACAACGAAGGAUUUCUAUUGACUGGAGAUGUGGGUCGGUUUGAUGAGAACGGUGAUCUGCACAUUGUGGACAGAUUGAAAGAAAUUUUCAAAAGCAAUAACUUUAACAUUAACCCGUCGGAAAUCGAAUCGUUUCUCAUUCAAUUGCCAGACAUUGAGUCGGUUUGUGUGCUAGGGAUUCCAGACGCUUCGGUUGGAGACUGGCCAGCCGCAGCUGUUGUACGAAAGAAAAAUUCAACUAUAACCGAACGUGAUAUCUACGAUAUGGUUGCAAAAAAUUUUGACGACUAUAAACAUCUUCGCGGCGGUGUUCAUUUUUUGGACGCAUUUCCAUUCUCAGUGGGGGGAAAGUUUCUACGUAGACAAAUUAGAAACACAGUAGUCAGACUAUCUAAUUCUUAGCAGAGUGAGAAUAUUUCAAUUUUGGUUCAAAUAAAUUAAUUGGAAAAUUGAA
Bradysia coprophila is the source of this 1790-nucleotide messenger RNA. RefSeq names its product putative 4-coumarate--CoA ligase 3. Gene Ontology annotation, molecular function: long-chain fatty acid-CoA ligase activity. The record is from RefSeq and is a predicted model, not a curated record. NCBI's taxonomy places the organism in Eukaryota, Metazoa, Arthropoda, Insecta, Diptera, Sciaridae. Gene Ontology annotation, biological process: long-chain fatty acid metabolic process; fatty-acyl-CoA biosynthetic process.